CAAGGGCCGAGAGGCAGCCUGGGCGUCCUUUUAAAGCAACGCCGACGCCUUCCGCCGCCGGCGCUAGCGACGUUCUCCUCCCGCUCGCGUCACACCACGCGCUGAGCGGAGCAGCCGGGAAGUCAGACAGAACCGCAAGCUCCGUAACGUCAGGUGCUCCGUUCCCAUGUGCGCCGUCUCCGGGCUUCCCCUACAGCUGGGAACGUCGUCGCCGCCAGUUACAGGACUUCGACGCGCUACUUGUUCGUCUCGGCGAUCCCGGGAUCCUACUACUUCCUUCGGCCGGAUCGCAACGUGCGACCGGCGUGCGGUCGAGGAUCCCGACUGAUUAUCUUCUUGGAACUGUCGUCGUCGCCGCCGCUUCGAGGGCCUCAACGUCGCCGACGUCUUUUGUCGAGGUCUUCCGCGACGCGCCUUUGUGUCGGCAACCAAACUCUCACCGGCGUCGACCCUUUCCCGCCAUCGGUCGGGUGACCCGUGCUUCGUCGUGUUCCUGCGAAAGGAGGAGGGCAACACGUGACUUUGGGGUUUUCUGCGCCGCUUUGUUCUAGCCGUGCACGUGAUUGUAUACUUUUUGGCCCCCUUCUGACUUUUUGUAUUAUUUAUUUUUACACGCUCUCACCUUCGCCAUUGUGAAACUGAACUGGGCUCUUCUGUUUUCCUGCGGUCUUCUAUUGCGGAUUCGCCGGACAUCGAAUUUCCGCCUCUUCAAAUCGUCGCCGGCUUCGGGAGCUGUUGCCACUACACCGUCGUCCGCUCAACGCACGAGUUGUCAAUCGGCGACUGCUCGUUUCCAGUGGCUUUUAUUGGAGCUUGUUGACUGACUUCAACGCGUCGUCUUUUUCUUUUGCGGCUUGCCCACCCCCCCACUUAGAGAAGCACUUUGUUGGCACAGAACACGUUGACGGAAGUGCUGUUCUAAAAGACUUUGUGGCGGUCCACUGCCGAUGAACGCUUUGUUUUGACAGUCAACGCUUGACUUCAACGUCGGGAAAACAUGGUGUUCGUACUGAGCCCCAGCCGGCGCUUCAGCAGCAAGUGGCUGAUGGCGGACAUAUCGCCCGAGCGGCCGUCGACGCCUCCCAAGGGUACGCCCGUGACCUCGCCCAAUGGCACCGGCGCCGACAUCAGCAGCGUGGUCGAGAACAUCGCCAAGGCGACCCAGUUGAGCGAGAAGUUGAACACCGUGUCAUCUUCCUCAUACAGUGCCUCGGAGAAGCACUCCAGCAGCUCUCAGAUGCUGAAAAGUUCGACGACGGCUGCGUCGAGCUCGGGGUCACUGCUGAACAAGAAGUCUCAGCUGCUGCACCACUCGCUGGCGAGCUCGCAGCAGCAGACGCAGCAGCAACAGAAGGAAGAGCAGCAGCAGCUGUUCCAGCAAGAGAACCGUAGCACCACAAACUACAGUCGCAGCGUGAGCGUAAGCUCGAGUAGCUCGAGCACCGACUCAAGGCUCAAGACGAUCUCAUCGCAGAGGGGCUACACGGUCGACUGCGGCACGCCGGAGGCCUCCGAUGAAGGCCGCGUCCGCGAGUCGACGCCCUCCGAGGUUCGUUUCGAACAGAAGCGGGUCACCUCUUCGGCCAAGAGCAAGCUGGUGGCCGACGGUGUGACGGCCGAGAAGUCUGCCACCACCAACAAGGAGCUCAAGAGGCUCCAGGCGGGCGACAUCACCUUCCAAGAGAAGCAGCACUCUCAGGCAAUGAAGGCUCGCAUGGAAGGCGAAGGAUUCUCGGCCGAGAAAAUUGCCGCCGUGAAGCAGGACCAGAAGCAGCUCAAAAUGGGCGACACGCUACACCAGCAGCAGAAGACCGCCGCGGCGUCGGCCUCAAAGAUGUCUACGGAAGACUACACUGCUGAAGAGAUCUCCAUGGCGAAAAAGGAGGAGCGUCAGAUGUACACUCAGGGUGUGCUGCAACAGGAAAAGAGUGCCGCCUCAUCCGCCAGCUCCAAGGUCUUUAUCAGCUCCAAGGGAGUGUCUAAGUCAUCCGCGUCGCACCAGACGGUCAAGCACAUGGACUACAGCAGCGGUGGUAGCUCCUGCGCUUCGCCCAUCGUGACGUCGCCGACGCAGGAGAUGUUCAGCAGCGGCCUGCCGCCGCUCCCUUCCAACCAGAGGCUCGCCGUAGGCCAGGGCUUGGCCGACGAGUUGGACACCUUGCGGUCUCCUUUGUCUCAAACGGAAGUCGAUAAGGCCAUCUCACGGUUCGCCAGUCGUAUGGCACUCUGCGUGGAGCAGUUGAAGACCGCCACCGAGGACGAAGCCGUUGAGCUUCUGGCCACGAUGUCGGUCAUCAUCCGCAAAGCGUGGGCCGUCCCUACAUACGGACACGACCUGGGAUUCACCAUGUGCAACAUCCUGCGCACCAACGGCGGCCUCGACGUCAUCCUCAAGAACUGUUCUUCCGGCAGCGAGGAGCUGCAGUUCGCCAGUGCCAGGCUCCUGGAACAGUGCCUGUCUACGGAGAACCGGUCCUACGUGGUCGAGCACGGUCUAGAACCCGUCGUGAAGGUUGCUUGCUUGUGCAGCUUUAACAACCAAGGCGCCUACUCACGAGUGGGAACGGGAAUCCUGUGCCACCUGUUCAAGCAUUCCGAGUCCACCUGCAGCGAGUUGAUUCGCCUCGGAGCGCUUAAGUCCAUCCUGUACGACUGCCGCACGAGCGACGUGGAGACGCUGCGGCACUGUGCUUCCGCCCUGGCGAACCUGAGUCUGUACGGCGGACCCGAGAACCACCAGGCUAUGAUCAAGCACAAGGCUCCCAUGUGGCUGUUCCCACUCGCCUUCAACCUGGACGACAACAUCAAAUACUACGCCUGCCUCGCCAUAGCGGCGCUCGUGGCCAACAAAGAGAUCGAAGCGGCCGUCAUGAAGUCCGGUACGCUGGACCUGGUCGAGCCCUUCGUGACGAGCCACCAUCCCGAGGAAUUCGCCAAGAGUCACGUGGCCCACGUCCACGGACAGUCCAAGGACUGGCUGCUGCGUUUCGUACCCGUCCUCGACAGCAACAGAGAAGAGGCCCGAAGCCUCGCCGCGUUCCAUUUCGCCAUGGAAGCUGGCAUCAAGAAACGACAAGGAAACACGUCGGUGUUCGCGGAGAUAGGAGCUUUGGAGGCCUUGCGAAAAGUAGCCAGCUCUCCAAAUGCCAUCGCUUCGAAGUUCGCGGCCCAAGCGCUGCAGCUUAUCGGCGAAGAGGUGCCGCACAAGCUGUCCCAGCAGGUUCCCCUCUGGACUGUCGAGGACGUGAAGGAGUGGGUCAAGCAGAUCGGUUUCACCAACUACGCUUCGGAGUUCGUCAGCAGUCGAGUGGACGGCGACCUGCUGCUGCAGCUGGACGAGCCCAUGCUGAAGGAGGACAUAGGCAUCAAGAACGGCAUCUUGCGGCGCCGCUUCCUGCGCGAGCUGUCCCAGCUCAAGCGCAUGGCCGACUACUCGUCGGUGGACACGACCAACGUCAACCAGAUCCUGCAGAGCCUCGGCUCCGACUUCAGCCAGUACACGUACCGCAUGCUCCAGAGCGGCGUCGACAUGGACUCGCUCAAGAUGCUCAACGACGACCAGCUGUUCAAGGAGUGCGGCAUCGACAACUCCAUCCACCGGCUACGGAUCGGACAGGCCAUACGCGGUCUGAACCAGUGCGCGGACGAGGCCGACGAAAUCGAACGAAACAAGAGCCUCGAUGUCUUCGUCAGCUACCGGCGCUCCAACGGAUCUCAGCUUGCCAGUCUCUUGAAGGUUCACCUGCAACUGCGAGGCUUCUCAGUGUUCAUCGAUGUUGAACGACUGGAAGCGGGAAAGUUCGACAACAACCUCCUCAACAGCAUACGACAGGCCAAGCAUUUUUUACUCGUCCUCACGCCCAACGCCCUCGACCGGUGUGUGGGUGACAAUGACCGCAAGGACUGGGUUCACAGGGAGAUUGUGGAAGCUCUUCAGAGCCAGUGCAACAUCAUUCCAAUCCUGGACAACUUCCAGUGGCCAGAGUCUGAAGUCCUCCCUGAGGACAUGAGGGCAGUCUGCUACUUCAAUGGUGUGCGGUGGAUUCACGACUACCAGGAUGCAUGUGUCGACAAGCUCGAGCGGUUCAUGAGGGGCGAGAUGAACGUGCGCAGCGACGGUCCGCUGGGCCGCUAUGUGGGCAUGGGAGGUCCCGGCACGCCGGGCACCCCGAGCACGAUGGCCAGCUGCCGUGCGGCAGUCUACCAACGCAGUGCCAGCAAUGACAGUACCAAGGGUAGCACUGGUUCCGACCGCGAGUCCAGCAAUGGCCGAGCUCCCACAGAGCAGCCACAAGCGCAGCUCCCUGCGCAGCCACACUGCUGACCCCACCGCGCCACCGGGGGGUCCCCUCACUCAAGGACCCGCACUGCAAAAUCAAGCAUACAGCUAGACAGUGCCAUCAGCUCCAUCAGCUGUCGCGGUGGUUUCCACCCUUGAAGCAGGGUUCCACAACCGACUCAAAGAGAGAAGCGACCGCCUCUUCUGCAGAGGCAACGCUCACCACUGUUCCACAAGCGGCACAGUGAACUCGCAGAACAUCAAUGCAAGAGAAGCCACGGGGUCUUCUUCUCGUGGUUCCACUACAGUUCCUGCUUCUGUGAAAAAAAGUUUCACGUUUACCGAGGAACAGCACCACUUGAAAUUGAGGACUAUGACGACUCAAGCUGUCUCCCCGGGGUUCAUGUGCGAGGCACACCAAUUUAUGAAAGUGGAACAUGCCGUCAGACAAUGUUUUUGAUGUUCAUGUUGCCCACGUUCAGUAUUCGUCUACCUAAGGCUGCAGCUACAAUGCAUACUUUUACGACGGGAAUCAAUGAUCGUGUCAAUGGCCAGUUGUGCAAUACAUUAAAAGGUCUUAAAUUCCGAGCUUUGAUUCGUUAAGGAAUCGCCUUAAUGAACGCCGGAUCAACCAGUGCAACUACUUUCGAAUGAAGAGUCAACAUUGCGGUAUUAGACCUAGUGAGAUGCCAGUACAGCUUGCCUGGCACAUUGUUGCUGCGAGUGAAGUGUUCGAGGAGGCGACAGAGUCAAUAUUAAAGGUGCCUCAUAUAGGCUUCAAAAUAAGUAAGAUCUAAGUGUUUUAUAUAUAGCAACAAAGGGUGAGACCUUAUUUAGCACUUGAUAGAGGCAUAGAUGAAGAGUGAUCGCAGCCGCAAAGUUGUGCCUUCGGAAACGGCCGCUUGCCUUUCAUUUUCCGUCCAGCGCACUUUGUUAUGCUGUCACCUAACCAAGUGCUUUUGAGUUCUGUUCUUUGCAAUGUGUUUUGUUGUUUUAGGACAUAUAUAGUAUACAAGUGGUAUGGGAGAGCUGUACAGUGAGGAAAAAUACAAAAGAGAACGCCAAAUUUGGAAUUCAGAGGACAGUUACCAUGGAAGAGUUCGCGCACGGAGUUUGGAAGUUGCACUUCCAGUCUGAGUGCUGCAGGAGUACCUAAUUCGGCGUUCCUCUCCGUAUUACACCGCCACGUACACUCUCCUUGAGGCCAGGCACUAUUUUUUUUCUUGGUAAAGUUCCCACGCGCAACUUGCUAACAAAAAGAAAUGCAAUGGCCCGAUAUUUGUUGAUGUCUGAUAGUCACUGUAUAAAUUAUUGUUCCUAUGGUGCUGGCACCUCAGGAUAUUUAGUAUUUUUAAGUCACAUGUUUGUGUUGCGUUAUACCCCACUAUUUUUUUUCUCCCCGUGCCCCCUUUACCUCAUGCGCAGGUGCUAGGCAUAAAAGCCUGACAUUACUGAGCACUUGUCGAAUCAAAAAUAUCAUUUCAUCAUUGUACAUAUGUUUUCUCAGAUGCCGCUAUGCGAGAGUUCAAUAAACUGUUUUAUAUUAUAGGAAA
This is a messenger RNA of Rhipicephalus sanguineus (brown dog tick), 5832 nucleotides long. It is a transcript of the gene Sarm, whose product is annotated as NAD(+) hydrolase sarm1. Gene Ontology annotation, cellular component: dendrite. Gene Ontology annotation, molecular function: NAD+ nucleosidase activity; signaling adaptor activity; protein binding. Bases 998 to 4324 code for a protein of 1108 amino acids. NCBI's taxonomy places the organism in Eukaryota, Metazoa, Arthropoda, Arachnida, Ixodida, Ixodidae. The record is from RefSeq and is a predicted model, not a curated record. Gene Ontology annotation, biological process: signal transduction; response to axon injury; negative regulation of MyD88-independent toll-like receptor signaling pathway. The transcript has 11 exons.